Pieris macdunnoughi is the source of this 1368-nucleotide messenger RNA. The record is from the annotation of a GenBank genome assembly. Lineage: Eukaryota; Metazoa; Arthropoda; Insecta; Lepidoptera; Pieridae.
AUGUCUUCGGCACCGUUUGUUGAUAGAAUUGACCCUUUUGCUAAACGGUCUCUUAAGAAAAAGACCAAGAAGAGUCAAGGGUCAUCCCGUUAUCGUAACUCACAAGAUGUAGAACUCUUGGCACUACCCUUACUGAAAGAUGUGCCAGCUACUGAACAAGAAGACUUGUUCAUUCGUAAGCUGCGUCAGUGUUGUGUUGCAUUUGACUUCAUGGACCCUCUUGCUGACUUAAAAGGAAAGGAGAUCAAACGUGCCACAUUGAAUGAACUUGUUGGGUAUAUUACUGUUGGACGUGAUGUACUCACUGAACCGGUUUAUCCAGAAAUCAUUAAAAUGAUUUCGUCCAACUUGUUCCGCACUCUACCACCAAGUGAUAAUCCUGACUAUGACCCGGAGGAGGACGAUCCGACUCUAGAGGCCUCUUGGCCGCAUCUCCAACUAGUCUAUGAGUUUUUUUUGCGUUUCCUUGAAUCAGUGAACUUUCAGCCAACCAUUGGCAAGAAAGUCAUCGACCAGAAAUUUGUAUUGCAGCUUUUAGAUCUGUUCGAUUCCGAAGACCCUCGCGAGCGCGAUUUUCUGAAAACGGUGCUGCAUCGUAUCUACGGAAAGUUUCUGGGUCUCCGAGCGUUCAUUCGAAAACAGAUCAACAAUAUAUUCCUGCGAUUCGUCUACGAAACCGAGCACUUCAACGGCGUCGGUGAGCUCCUGGAGAUCUUGGGAAGCAUAAUCAACGGGUUCGCGCUGCCGCUGAAGAGCGAGCACAAGCAGUUCCUGGUGAAGGUGCUCCUGCCGCUGCACAAGGUGAAGAGCCUGUCCAUGUACCACGCGCAGCUGGCCUACUGCGUGGUGCAGUUCCUCGAGAAGGACGCCACGCUCACCGAGCCCGUCGUGCGCGGCCUGCUCAAGUUCUGGCCCAAGACCUGUUCCCAGAAGGAGGUGAUGUUCCUGGGCGAGAUCGAGGAGAUCUUGGACGUCAUCGAGCCGGCUCAGUUCGUCAAGAUACAGGAGCCGCUGUUCAAGCAAAUAGCCAAGUGCGUGUCCAGCCCCCACUUCCAGGUGGCCGAGAGGGCGCUGUACUACUGGAACAACGAGUACAUCGUGUCCCUGAUCGAGGAGAACAAUCAGGUGAUCAUGCCCAUCAUGUUCCCGGCGCUGUACCGCAUGAGCAAGGAGCACUGGAACCAGUCCAUCGUGACCUUUAUCUACAACGUGCUCAAGACCUUCAUGGAGAUGAACUCGAAGCUGUUCGACGAGCUCACCGCCAGCUAUAAGGCGGAGCGACAGAAAGAGAAGAAGCGCGAGAAGGAGCGCGACGAGCUGUGGAAGCGGCUGGGCGAGCUGCAGCUCGGCGCCAAGCGCGCCAAGUGA